Messenger RNA from Sorghum bicolor (sorghum), 1526 nucleotides. RefSeq names its product protein trichome birefringence-like 38. Lineage: Eukaryota; Viridiplantae; Streptophyta; Magnoliopsida; Poales; Poaceae. The coding region runs from base 25 to 1203 and encodes 392 amino acids. Gene Ontology annotation, cellular component: Golgi apparatus. Gene Ontology annotation, molecular function: O-acetyltransferase activity. The record is from RefSeq and is a predicted model, not a curated record. The transcript has 5 exons.
CCGGCCGGGCAAAUUAAAUUGAACAUGGCGAUCUGCCAUGCCAGCUGGGUGCUGACGGUCGUCGUCGUCGUCGUCGUCGUAGCGGGAGCUGCUCCUCACCACCUGCUGGUGCGCGGCGCGAGCGACGACGACGGCGGCCCGUCGUCGCCGUCGGCUCUUGCCGGCUGCGACCUGUUCCGGGGGAGGUGGGUGGCGGACAAGUCGUACCCGCUGUACGACGCCUCCACCUGCCCGUUCGUGCCGGACGUCUUCGACUGCCGCCGCAACGGCCGCCCCGACGACGCCUACCUCAAGUUCCGGUGGAGCCCCGCCAACUGCCGGCUGCCCAGGUUUGACGGCGCCGAUUUCCUGAGGAGGUGGCGCGGGAAGACGGUGAUGUUCGUGGGGGACUCGCUGAGCAUGAACCAGUGGGUGUCGCUCGCCUGCAUGCUCCACGCCGCCGCCGCCGCUCCCGUCCGCGCCACCUUCACCAGCGGCGAGCCCGUCUCGUCCGUGCGCUUCGAGGACUACGACCUGUCCCUGGUGCUGUACCACACGACGUUCCUGGUGGACGUCGUGCAGGAGGACAUCGGCCGGGUGCUCAAGCUGGACUCCAUGCAGAACGCCAGCGAGUGGCUCGCCGCGCACCUGCUCGUCUUCAACACAUGGCACUGGUGGACAUACAGGGGCGCCAGCCAAGUGUGGGACUACGUGCAGGACGGGAAUAGCACGUACCGGGACAUGGACCGGCUGACGGCCUUCUCCAAGGCGCUCUCCACAUGGGCGCGCUGGGUCGACGCCGACGUCGACGCCUCCAAAACCAGGGUCUUCUACCAGGGCAUCUCCCCAAGCCACUACGACAUGUCGAAGCAGCAGCAGGAGAGCCAAGCAGCAGGGAUGGCACCGGGGCUCGUCGGAGGAGGAGGCAGCUGCCUGAAGCAGACGCGGCCGCUGCAGGAAGCCACGGACGCCGCCGGCGGCGGGGGGACGACGACGAGCCUGCUGGCCCCGGUGCAGGCCGUGGUGCGGGGCGUCAUCGACGCCAUGACGGCGCCGGUGUCGCUGCUGGACAUCACGGCGAUGUCGCAGCUCAGGAUCGACGCGCACCCGUCCGUGUACGGCGGGCCGGGGCGGGAUGGCAUGGACUGCACGCACUGGUGCAUCGCCGGACUCCCGGACGCCUGGAACCACAUCAUGUACGCCAUGCUCCUGCAGCAGACAUAGAUGGAUGAUGAUGAACCAAUAAUUAUUCUUUCGAAAAAAAUGAACCAACAAACCUCCUCUGUGCUUUAUUCUUCUCAAUUUUCUAGCUGUGACGCCGUUUGACGCACGGUGAAUUUUUUUUAAUUUAUUUGUGAGCCUCUAAUUAGGCAUUUAUUUAGGUGUUGCUAGCCUUCAUGGAAGAUCAUUGCGUGUUUAGCUUCUCUAUCUACCUAGAUUUACUGAAAUGUGACCUCACACGUAGUGCAAGAUGGAGUGUGAAUGAUAGGUUUAAUGUAUGGACUGCUCAUUUUUCAGAAUUAUUGCAAUUGCACCGCUAUAUCAUU